AUGUCUUUCCAUUCACCACGCAAAGUUAUAUUGACCCCGGACCAGUUGUCGCACUUCCAGCAGUCCAAGACACACCAGGACGUCAUCGGCUUCAUCGAGGAGCUCAAUGAGCGUAUCGUAGGCGUGAAGCUCACGGACGAGUGUGCGCAGUCUCCCGGCAUUAUGGCUGUUAUGGGCGUGCUUGAGAAAGUUGAGGAGACGGCACGAGGUAUUCCGCCAGUCGAUAACAAGGCAUCGCGCUUCGGGAACCCAGCUUUCAAGACAUUCUAUGACAAGCUGCAAGAGCUUGCACCCGAACUGCAUACAACACUUCCCAAUCUCCCGCCAGAAGCUAUCCCCGAAAUCUCUGUCUACUUCUGUGAAUCAUGGGGUAACCGAACACGGAUAGACUACGGGAGCGGCAUGGAGCUGAACUUUCUGUGUUGGAUGCUGUGUCUCGAGCGGCUAGGAGUUGUAACGAAGGAGGACCAAGUCGCGCUGGUCACCCGGAUCUUUUGGAGAUAUAUCCAAGUAAUGCGUAUCCUACAAUCAACGUACUGGCUCGAACCUGCUGGUUCGCAUGGCGUGUGGGGCCUCGAUGACUACCACUUCCUACCUUUCCUUUGGGGUUCAGCCCAGCUAAAGGGUCACAAACACCUCCGUCCCAAAUCAAUCCACGACAACGAAAUCAUGGAUGAGUUCGCGAAGGACUACAUGUACUUCGCCUGCAUUCAGUUCAUCAACUCCAUUAAGACCGCCUCCCUCCGCUGGCACUCGCCCAUGCUCGACGACAUCUCGGCUGUCAAGACAUGGGACAAGGUUAACCAAGGUAUGCUCAAGAUGUACCGUGUCGAGGUGCUCGGCAAGCUGCCCGUCAUCCAGCACUUCCUUUUCGGGUCUCUGCUGCCAUGGGACGGCCCCAUGCCGCCACCACGCACCGACACGGACGAAGCAUGCGGACACGGGCACGCACAUACGCACGACGACAGAGGCGCUGCGGGCCAGCGGGAGGUCGGGUGGGGAGACUGCUGUGGCAUACCUGUACCGUCUGCGUUCGGCGCGGCGGCGGCAGAGAAAAGCAAUGCAACAGGACUUGCUGGGCCGAAUAUUAGGCCGGUGCCAUUUGAUUAA
Messenger RNA from Phanerochaete carnosa HHB-10118-sp, 1110 nucleotides. RefSeq lists its product as uncharacterized. Gene Ontology annotation, molecular function: protein tyrosine phosphatase activator activity; peptidyl-prolyl cis-trans isomerase activity. Gene Ontology annotation, biological process: mitotic spindle organization. The transcript has 7 exons. The coding region runs from base 1 to 1110 and encodes 369 amino acids. NCBI's taxonomy places the organism in Eukaryota, Fungi, Basidiomycota, Agaricomycetes, Polyporales, Phanerochaetaceae. The record is from RefSeq and is a predicted model, not a curated record. Gene Ontology annotation, cellular component: protein phosphatase type 2A complex; cytoplasm; nucleus.